AUGGGGGAACGAGGUCCAGAUCAAUGGUUAGAGCAGAUUAAAAAAUGUAUAGCCCUAACUGAAUCAGAGAUGAAACAAUUAUGUGAGCUUGUUAAAGAAUUAUUGAUGGAAGAGUCAAAUAUUCAGCCCGUCCAAUCACCAGUAACAGUAUGUGGCGAUAUACAUGGACAAUUUCACGAUUUGCUAGAACUAUUCAGAAUCUCUGGUGGUUUGCCGAGCGAUGAUCAUCAAACAAACUAUAUUUUCUUGGGUGACUAUGUCGACAGAGGCUAUUUUUCAUUAGAAACAUUUACAUUGUUGAUGGUUUUAAAAGUCAAGUAUCCUCAUCGAAUCACUUUGGUACGAGGAAACCACGAAUCACGUCAAAUUACCCAAGUUUAUGGAUUCUACGAAGAGUGUCUAACAAAGUACGGCUCAAGUACAGUAUGGAAAUACUGUUGCCAAGUAUUUGAUUUCCUAACUUUGGCAGCUAUAAUUGAUGGCAAGAUUCUUUGUGUUCAUGGUGGAUUGUCUCCCGAAAUUAGAAUGUUAGAUCAAAUUAGAGUCUUAUCCCGAGCUCAAGAAGUUCCUCAUGAAGGUGGUUUCUGCGACUUGGUGUGGUCUGAUCCUGAUAACGUUGAUACUUGGGCAGUGUCACCUCGUGGUGCAGGCUGGUUAUUUGGCUCAAAAGUAUCAAGAGAAUUCAACCAUAUUAAUGAUUUACAAUUGAUUGCAAGAGCUCAUCAACUAGUUAUGGAAGGGUUCCGAUAUCAUUUUAAGGAGAAAGAUGUCGUGACUGUGUGGUCCGCACCAAACUACUGUUAUAGAUGUGGUAAUGUUGCCAGUGUUAUGCAAAUUGAUGAAGAUUUAGAGCCAAAUUUCAAAAUUUUUAGCGCUGUUCAAGAUGGAGACUUGACUAUAAAGAAUAGCAAUACUACAAAACUGCAAAGAAGUGAUUAUUUUUUAUAA
This is a messenger RNA of Lodderomyces oxycetoniae, 948 nucleotides long. It is a transcript of the gene SIT4, whose product is annotated as type 2A-related serine/threonine-protein phosphatase. The record is from RefSeq and is a predicted model, not a curated record. Gene Ontology annotation, biological process: G1/S transition of mitotic cell cycle. The transcript has a single exon. Gene Ontology annotation, cellular component: cytoplasm. NCBI's taxonomy places the organism in Eukaryota, Fungi, Ascomycota, Pichiomycetes, Serinales, Debaryomycetaceae. Gene Ontology annotation, molecular function: protein serine/threonine phosphatase activity. Bases 1 to 948 code for a protein of 315 amino acids.